Molecule: messenger RNA, 2432 nt
Organism: Chenopodium quinoa (quinoa)
Lineage: Eukaryota; Viridiplantae; Streptophyta; Magnoliopsida; Caryophyllales; Amaranthaceae
Product: polygalacturonase At1g48100-like
Exons: 6
Coding region: 686-2164 (492 amino acids)
Biological process (GO): carbohydrate metabolic process
Molecular function (GO): polygalacturonase activity
Source: RefSeq, a predicted model, not a curated record
AGUAAUAACUAAGAACUAACCCAAGCCAGUUGGUUUUCAGUGAAACACCUUUCUAUCCUAGCACGUUUAAGAUAGAACUACUAUACAUGAAUAGUAAUACCAAAAAAUACUUGGAAAUACGAUCAUCAUCCUUCUUCAAACACACUCACCCCUGCAAACUUUAGUUGUCAUGGUCGGUUCAUGAAUCACCCUCAUUUCUCAUUCUUUUUUAUACAAACUAUACAAUAUAAUUUAUAUAAAUUAUACUAGUAUAAACACUUUAAACCGCCCUAUCUAUAACACAUUGGUGUUCCACUAUAACUCUAAUUUAAUCCCACUCAAAAAAAUAAAAAUAAAAAACACUUUUUGACAAUAUAUAUAUCCUCUAUCUAUUUCAUGAUUUCUACCAACUUGCAUUGCUAACUCGUGCUCCUACUUGUUUAAAUCAUACAUACACAAAAAACCCUCUCAAACUUUCAACUUUCUUUUUACUUCCCAUAUUGUGGGGGGAUACCCUACUUCAAACUUUUUACUUUGCCCUAUAGUCUAAGGGUUACUACUUACUACCCUUCUUUUUUUAACCUCCUUUGCUUCUUCUAUAAAUAAGUCCGAUAGAUCAAUAAUAAUUUACAACAUAUUCAUCAUAAUUAACCUAAGCCGGUUUCUUAAUCCCAAAAAAAACACAAAUUAACGUUACAGUUUUGAUAUGGCAUAUAUUAUUAAAGUGUCUAUGUUUUUAACUAUGUUCUCGUUGUGUUCUAUAUUUAGCUUAAUCCAAGGAAGAAUUUUAACGUCGAUGCCUCUAAAUGAACCCUAUAAAAACUCCCAAAUUUCGAUACCACCUUCUCAAGCUCCAAAUGUUAAUAGCCCUAAGCCUCCUAGCUACAUAGAUGCUAGUCCUGCUCCUUCACCUAGUUAUGUUAACCGUGGUAGUAGUAGUAAUAGCACUAUAGUUCAAGCGAAUGUGUUUGAUGUUCGUUCGUAUGGGGCUAUUGGUGAUGGCUUAACAGACGAUACAUUAGCCUUCAAAUCAGCUUGGGAUGGUGCUUGCCAAGUCGACAAUGCAAAGGUUGUUGCACCUCGAGGAUUUUCCUUCAUGCUUCAACCUUUGGUUUUCACCGGACCUUGCAAAAGCGCUAUUGUGUUUCAGCUUGAAGGAACAAUAAUGCCACCAGAUGGACCAGAAUCAUGGCCUAAAAAUAGCAGCAAAAGACAAUGGCUAAUCUUUUAUAGAAUACAUGGAUUAACACUUCAAGGUGGUGGUCUUAUUGAUGGAAGAGGAGAUAAGUGGUGGAAUCUCCCUUGUAAACCUCAUAAGGGUAUCAAUGGGACUACAUUGCCUGGUCCUUGUGAUAGUCCAGUGGCCAUAAGAUUCUUUGGGAGCACAAAUCUAACGUUGAGAGGGCUAAGAAUCAUGAACAGUCCACAAUUCCAUAUUCGUGUAGAUUCAUGUCAAAAUGUGAGUGUGGAUUCACUUGUCAUUAAAUCUCCUGGCAAUAGCCCUAAUACUGAUGGAAUCCACGUUGAGAAUACAAAUGACGUCACCAUUCACAAUUCAGUCAUCUCUAAUGGUGAUGAUUGCAUAUCUAUUGGAGCUAACACUCAUAAUUUAGAUAUCAGGAAUGUUACGUGUGGUCCUAGUCAUGGAAUAAGCAUUGGUAGCCUAGGAGUCCAUAAUUCCAAGGCGUGUGUAUCCAACAUUACGGUUAGCAAUUGCAUGAUCAAGCACUCCGACAACGGGGUUCGGAUCAAGACAUGGCAAGGCGGGUUCGGAUCAGUAACCGGAGUGACCUUCGAAGCGAUCCAUAUGGACACGGUCCGUAACCCAAUUAUUAUAGACCAAUACUAUUGCCUCUCAUCCAAUUGCUCUAACCAAACUGCAGCUAUUUCAAUAAGUGAUAUAUCCUAUUCCAAUAUCAAGGGCACUUAUGACCCACGGACCCCUCCGGUCCACUUGGCUUGUAGCGAUGCGGUUCCUUGCACCAACAUCACGGUGUCGGGUUUAGAACUCUUACCCGCGGCCACAGCCACCACGACUAUGACAAAUGGUCACAAGCGUAAGAUGGAACCCUUUUGUUGGAAUGCUUAUGGGAGUAAUGUCGGAGAUUUGACUACUCCCCCUAUUUAUUGCUUGUUGGAGGGUUUGCCAUAUUUAGACGUGGGUAGUGAUGUUGGACAAUGUUAGGCUCGAGGGUUAUAUCGUAUAUUGUACAUGAAAGUAAAGUCAUCUUAACAAGUAAGGAUGUAUUGAGUAUUUGAGUAUGUAUAUCUCUUUUCUAGCCGGUAAUAACAAGGUGGAGAGGGAAUUAUUAACAGUUGUAUGUUAGAUUUCAUAUAAAUUUCACUAUGUAUUGCUUUUUAAUCGGUUGAUAAGGUGAUAUUAUAACCUUAUCACGAAGUAUGUAUCAAUUUUCAACGUGAAUGGUAAAUCGAUAAUUAUGUUUUAUUCCAAA